UCCCCCAUACCCUUCCUCCACGUCUAAGAAGACUCCCAGCUUCUACAGCUAUUUGCUCUUAGUUAGGCUUAUCGAGCUCUCCCUCUUUCAUAUAUAUAUGACCUUGACCAUGGCUCCAAUUUACCGUUCUGCCACUACCCCUUCGUCUCUGCUACUUCUGUUCCUCCUCGUCAUCGUCAGCGCCAUUGUUGAGCCCUCCUCCUCGGCUCUGGUGAAGGAACAACCACUCGUUCUCAAGUACCAUAACGGCGCUCUUCUGAAGGGAAACAUCGUCGUCAACCUCGUCUGGUACGGCCAAUUCUCCCCCGCCCAGCGAUCCAUCAUCGUCGACUUCAUCCACUCCCUGAACUCGCCAGCUCCGCUGCCCUCCGCCGCGUCCUGGUGGCGCACCACCUCCAAGUACAAAGGCGGCUCCUCCAACCUCGUCGUGGGAAAACAAGUCCUCGUCGAGAACUACUCUCUGGGAAAGUUCCUGAAGAAUUCCCACGUCGCUGCACUGGCUUCGAAGGCUGCGGGUCUAAAUCGCGUAAACUCCGUCAGCGUCGUCUUGACGGCGAAAGACGUUGUCGUUGACGGGUUUUGCAUGCGUUGCGGCUCCCACGGGUCGACCGGAGGGAAGGCCCGGUUCGCCUACGCCUGGGUUGGGAACUCGGAGACCCAGUGUCCGGGUCAGUGCGCGUGGCCGUUCCACCAGCCCAUCUAUGGCCCUCAGACGCCGGCGCUGGUGGCGCCGAACGGAGACGUGGGAGUGGACGGAAUGAUCAUCAACCUGGCCACCGUUCUCGCCGGGACAAUAACAAACCCGUUUAGCAACGGGUACUUCCAGGGGCCGGCGACGGCCCCUCUGGAGGCGGUGUCAGCCUGCACGGGGAUGUUCGGGUCAGGGUCGUACCCGGGAUAUCCGGGGCAGGUGCUGGUGGAUAAGAGCACGGGGGCGAGCUACAAUGCGCAUGGGGUGAAUGGACGAAAGUACCUGCUUCCGGCCAUGUGGGACCCGCAGACAUCAGCAUGCUCCACUCUCGUCUGAUGCGGAAAGACGAAGGAUCAGGUAGGUGCGUCGUAGGCAUACAUACAUCCAUACAUACAUAAUACCGGUAAGAGUGUGGGGGUGAUUGGUGUGGUGGCACUUCGUUUGUCGUUUUGCUUGCUGACGUGUAAAUUGGGUUUGUUUGGAGAAAUGUAAUAAUAAUAAUUUAAAAAAGAAAACUAGUAAUAUUAAUUAAUA
Diospyros lotus (date-plum) is the source of this 1225-nucleotide messenger RNA. RefSeq names its product protein EXORDIUM-like 2. The record is from RefSeq and is a predicted model, not a curated record. The transcript has a single exon. The coding region runs from base 98 to 1027 and encodes 309 amino acids. NCBI's taxonomy places the organism in Eukaryota, Viridiplantae, Streptophyta, Magnoliopsida, Ericales, Ebenaceae.